AUGGGUACACUGUCCUUUGAGACGUGGUGCACACUACAUUCACCGCAAUUGACCCAUUACGACGUCCCACGGCGUUUGUACCGUAAUGUUUACGACUGUGUGCACGGCAUUGAAGAAGGAACACAUUGGAUGGACAUCAGCGAUUCUGCGGCAAUCGCUCGGACGCAAUUGGGCACUUUUCGGAGACAAAGUGCCAGUCACUGGAAGCGACAGGUCAUGGCUACAGUACCGCUAUUACAGGCGUCGACAGUGCUGCAAGUGGCGCACAUGUGGGAGUUUCGGUCGGUUUUAGAGGCACAGGCGCAGUUGAGACAGGAGGAGGCGCUGCGUCACGAGAUGACGAGUCUCAUUGGCACUGUAAUUGAAGGAGAAGAACGAGAGCAGGAGGAACGAGAUGGAAAGAGCGAGCAAGAGGCCCACGUCGAGCGAGAGGUGGACGCGAUUGUGCGGAGGCUGCAUUUACUUGCCUUUUCGGUUCGAUUGGGAGCGAGCGCGAGCGAGAUGAUGUACUAUGUGCUGAAAGCUGUCGGGUCCAGUUUACGUGAAGAUACCAAGGAGAGUAACCUCAUGGUAGUGCCGAUCUUCUGCAUCGAGCAGCAGAAACUGUUCUCGAUUGCAUGGACAACAGAGGACGUUGUAUCGGGCAUGGAGCUGGUUCGGCCUUGUGCGAGCAAACUCUCGUUGAUGGGGUUGUGCAAGAAGAGCUACUGGGAGGCCCGCUUUGAGACCGAAGAAGAGUUCGAUUGGUAUUGUGAGUACGCGCACAUUCGUCAACUGCUUGCGUCGUAUCUGUCCAAGACGGCACGAGUCUUGAUCGUUGGAACGGGCACGAGUCGAUUACCAGCUGAAAUGGCUUUGGACGGCUAUACAGGUGUGGUGGCCAUGGAUUACGCUGCAAACGUGGUUGCGAAAAUGCAGACUCGGUCGAAGGAAAACGCAUGGGGCGUCCGGUUUGUCGAGGCAGAUCUGACCCGAAUGCAGGACUGGGACUCGCGUAGCGUGGAUUGCGUGAUCGACAAAGGCUGCCUUGAUGCGAUGCUUCUCAGGCCUGAGACGGAUGGAGGUGAAACAAGCUGGAAACAGGUAGCGCUGGACUCUCCUGAUGACCUUAGUGAUGCGAGAAGCAGUAUGCAGCAGCUGGCGCGCGUGUUAAAGCCUGAUGGACUGCUUGUCUUGCUAACGUUUGGCAAUCCAGGCAAUCGAGUCCACAUGUUCGACUGGGUGGCGUCCGAUGAAAACGAUUGCAUGGAGUGGGAGAUCCUGCAGUGUCUCGAGAUGACCCCAUCGACUAGUCAGCCCACUUUCGCCACUCGCUUUUUCCUGUUUGUUGCAAAGAAGAAGCACAAACAAACACGCGUGCAUUGA
Messenger RNA from Hyaloperonospora brassicae, 1365 nucleotides. The record is from the annotation of a GenBank genome assembly. NCBI's taxonomy places the organism in Eukaryota, Oomycota, Peronosporomycetes, Peronosporales, Peronosporaceae.